Molecule: messenger RNA, 1524 nt
Organism: Halteromyces radiatus
Lineage: Eukaryota; Fungi; Mucoromycota; Mucoromycetes; Mucorales; Cunninghamellaceae
Product: NADP-dependent oxidoreductase domain-containing protein
Exons: 2
Coding region: 9-1487 (492 amino acids)
Cellular component (GO): cytosol
Source: RefSeq, a predicted model, not a curated record
CUACAACCAUGUUAUCCGCACACCAUACAUUCAAACAUAUCAUUCAUCCUUUUAAUCUACAAUAUAUCAAACAACCUUUCUCAACCACUUCGUCUACUUUACCCAAACGACUCAUUCCAAAACUCAAUCAAUCCGUUACUCGACUUGGAUUUGGUGGAUAUCGUGUCAGUCAAAUCGAAUCACAUGGUGCAGCAUUACAAUAUGCCUUGGAACAAGGGAUCAAUCUUAUCGAUACUGGCGCCAAUUUUGAAAAUGGUCAGUCUGAAAAAAUUAUUGGUGACAUCCUGUCUUCUUCGUCAAUCAAUCGCAAGGAUGUGACAUUAGUGACCAAAGCAGGAUAUUUAUCCAAACAAGACAUUGAACGACUAGACACUAGCAAGGAUGAUUAUGUGCAUGUUCAAGGGAACAGCUACCACGGUAUCUCGCCACGAAUUCUUCAAGAUCAGCUGGAACAAUCCUUGACUCGAUUACAGACAUCGUAUGUGGAUAUAUUUAUGAUCAAUGCCCCUGAACGGAUGCUUGUGUCGUCAAAGUUUCAUCGUGGAGAACUGUACAAACAAUUGGGCCAUAGUUUCUCAUUUUUGGAUACAAUGGUGCAGCAAGGUGUGAUCAAGGGCUAUGGUAUCUGUUCCAACACCAUGGCAUGCAAGGACGCGGCGGAUCAUGUCUCUCUCAGCUCUGUGCUUCGUGCGUGUGAUCAUUUGGAUAACUUUUGUGCAGUAGAGGCGCCUUUCAACCUAUACGAGCAAAAUCUGUUACAAGAUGCCGUCUUGAUGGACAGUCUGGACGCCCAUGGGAUUUUCUUGAUGACCAAUCGACCUCUGAACGCCAUCACACCUCAGGGCCAAAUCCGUGGACUUUACAAUCAUAUGAUCGACCCUACCGAUAUGGAGGAUCUACGUCAAGCUUUUGAAAAUGUGGCUCAAUUGGAAAUGGAUAUGAUCGCAGAAUUACCAGAGGAUGAAGACGAUUCUAUGGCAUCAACAUUCGUAUGGAGUCAAGUCUUGUCUGAAAAUUUGCAACGAUUGGGUCAACAUCAUUUCGCGACACGACAUUAUUUGACAUCUCAGGUACAACCAACAGUAGCAAAGGAUGUAGCCAGGUUUCGGAAAAAGUAUGAGGAUGUCCCUGCUUAUAUGGAAUGGGCCGAUGUGUACCAAAAACAAAUGGAUCAUUUGAUGACAUGUUUGGUCAAUUAUGCUUAUAUGGAUACGUUGAAGAAGAACAAUGAUAUGGAUAGGAUUUUAUCAGCUUUGGUGUCCUGGCCAUCCUCUCAUUCUCUCAAAGAUGAUAAUAAGACUUCCUGUUAUUCUCCUUUGACAGUCAAGGCAUUAGAAAUCUAUUUAGCACAACAAGAAAUUGGUUCUAUCAUCACUGGUAUGCGACAACGGGAUUAUGUGGAUGAUGCAUUAUUGGCUAUGAAAGAAUAUCAGCAAUCACCUUUAUCUGAACAACAAUUAUUGGAUAUCAAUCGCGUCUUAGUAUAGAUUCUCUUUUUUUUUUCUUUUUUUUUUUUUCUCUCCA